Messenger RNA from Austrofundulus limnaeus, 869 nucleotides. Its product is annotated as cornifelin homolog B. The record is from RefSeq and is a predicted model, not a curated record. The coding region runs from base 116 to 508 and encodes 130 amino acids. The transcript is spliced from 5 exons. NCBI's taxonomy places the organism in Eukaryota, Metazoa, Chordata, Actinopteri, Cyprinodontiformes, Rivulidae.
UAUCAGGGAAAGUUAAAUCCUUGUGAAGUGAGGUUCGUUUACAGCGACUGGUCCAGGUUUCACCUGCUGUCUUUAACUUACACCAGCUUUCGUGUUUACCCUYGAUCCUGCAGCCAUGGCGGUCCAACAUCAACCAACUCAGGUGGUGACGGUCACCUCCACCAGCCAGGGUGUUGGGACCUGGAGCACCGGCCUCUGUGACUGCUGCUCAGAUAUGGGCACAUGCUGCUGUGCUCUUUGGUGUUUCCCCUGCAUGCAGUGUCAGACGGCCGGUGAUUACGGCUGGUGCUGUCUCAUGCCGAUUCUGGACUUCUGCUGCAUAGUGUCCUGCGUACUCCGGUCCGGCAUCAGGGACCGCUACCACAUUCCUGGCUCCUGCUGUGACGACUGCUGUAAGCUCAUGUGGUGCUACCCCUGCGUCUGGUGCCAGAUGCAUCGAGAGCUGAAGAACAGGGCCCGGCAUCCGUCUGGCAACACCGUGGUGACCACUCAGAUCAUCCAGGGUUAGAGUUUUAUCCUGAGUUCAUCAAACACUUUUACAAAUAAUCAGAAGUUUAGUAGAUGUGCUGUUUUUUUCUUCAUUUUAUUUGCUAAGAAAUAAAUAUGCAAAACAGAUCAUUUGAGUUUGUUCCUGUAUCAGUAUUAGUUAAAAGACAAAUCUCUUAGUUUAGAACAUGCACUUAAGCGAGAAUUACAUGAAAGAAAUUAAUUUGUUUGUAAUUGUCCAACAUUUGUUGUAACAGACAUUUCUGUUUAAAACGUUAUGUUCACUCAGAUGUUAGGAGUUUUUUACGUUUUAUAUUGAGCUGGCUUUUAGUUUUUCAGCUUUGUUCUGCCUCUGAUUAACAAUAAAAUAGUUUUAUUGUGAA